Molecule: messenger RNA, 1398 nt
Organism: Caenorhabditis sp. 36 PRJEB53466
Lineage: Eukaryota; Metazoa; Nematoda; Chromadorea; Rhabditida; Rhabditidae
Source: the annotation of a GenBank genome assembly
AUGUCGUCACUCUAUUCGCUGGAAUGGUCGUGUCUCGCCUCGCAAAUCGGAUUCGUCUCCACCUUGACCGUCAACUCGUUCCUCGUCUACCUGAUUUUGAGGCAUACGAAGCAGGUGUUCGGCGCCUACAAGUAUCUAAUUGUCGCCUUUUCCGUAAUGGGCAUUCUGUUCGCCACCGCCGAGUUUAUUGUGAAACCGGCAAGUGUGGACACCACUGUAACACUCUGUAAACUUCUAUUGUAGAUGACACACAAUUACAACGCAAGCUUCACAUUUUUCACAAUCUCCACACCUUUUGGUUGUUCUAAAGAAGUGGCCAUGAUUCUAUUAGGUCAGUUGUCGCCUUUUCACUUCCCUUCACACACGUUCUCCUCAUUUUCAGCUGCCUACUCGAGCACGUACGCCGCCACUAUUUCCCUGCUCGCCGUGCAAUUCGUCUACCGCUACUGGGCCGUUUUUCAGUAAUUACAUUUCCGCUCGACCUGAAAACGUGUGACAAAUUGUUCAGUACUCGCCGCAUUGCUCAUUUCAACGGUGUCCGAAUAUUGGCGUGGGUGUCUGUUGCAAUGCUUUUCGGUGUGGACUGGAGCUCGUCGGUCUACUUCCUCGGAAUGUCGGAUGCGUUUUCUGACGAAUAUUUGAGGUAGGCGAUCAAGUUUGAGUCCUGGAACAUGUCAUUUUCAGCGCUGAAUUUGCCGACAAAUACAACCUCAACAUGUCUACUCUGGCCUAUUUUGCAGCCGUCGUCUACGUGAAUAACAUUCUCCAAAUGCUUAGUUAACGUGUGUUUAGGAUCAGCCUGAAAAGCGCAUCAGAUGGCGAAGCGUGAUGGUGAUGGUGAGCGUGUCGAAAGUGGUCGCCAUACAAUACGCAGUCAUGAUAUUCUGCGGAACACGAAUGCAUCGAAAAAUGGGCGAGAAGCUGGAGCAGUUCUCGAUAACCAAUCGGAGAAUGCAUCAGCAGCUUUUCAAAACGUUGGUCGUACAGAUUACUGUACCGACGUUUGUGCUCUUUAUGCCAACAAUGCUCAUGUUUCUAGUUCCAUUCUUUGACUGGAGUAUUGGAGUCGCAACCGGAACAAUUCUGUGUGCUCUUUCUUUGUAUCCGUUCAUUGAUGGGAUAAUAGUCAUUUGUAUAGUUUCAGACUAUCGCAAGGCUACGAAAGGUGAGCGGUUUUAUACAGUUUCAGUGGAUAAACAAGUCAUUCAAAAGUCAUAGUCCCCUGAACCUGAUUGUUUUACAGAAAUCCUCCAAUCUCUUAUUUUCGGUAUCACGUGUCAGCGUGUAGUCGUUGUCCAACCUCAAAAGUAUGACAUUUCAACAAGCGCCGCCAAUGAGACAAUCAGACGGGCCAAUCGGGUGGAAUCCAGUACGCGAUUCACUGCUUCAAGUUUCUGA